CUCCGAGAGCCGAGCAGCCGAGACCCGGAAGUGCGGGCUCACGUGCUGCUGCUGCUGCAGGCUGGGAGGCUUUUAGGUGAAGGAUGGCCCUGGAAGGGAAGAACAAACGGGAGAAAAAGCAGAGUGCUCAGGAGAGAGAGAACCCGGACGGUGGCGCUUGUGGGAAUCUGGAAGGAGACUAUGAGGUUGGACAAGUCGCCAAUAGUUUAUUCCGCGGCAAGCAACCCUCCAGGGGCAGUACGGGUCGGCUGGCUUCCCUCUUCGGCUCUGUGAAGCCUCAGCUUCAACCCGUGUACGUGCCUGUGCCUAAAGAAGCCGUCAAAAAAAGGAAACGAGAUGAGGAGGAAGAAAGUUCACCCCAAAUCCAAAGGCCACUUUUGCAAGAACCUGCCAAAAAAAUGAAAGUGAAGAAGAAACUUUCUGAUGCAGAGAAGAAGUUGGCAAACAGAGAAGAUGCUUUAGCAAGCGCUGAUUUAGAAGAAGAAAUUCACCAGAAACAAGGACAGAAAAGGAAAAAUUCUCAACCUGGUGUUACAGUCGCAGAUAAAAAAGUACUUGAUGAUGUAGAUGAGACCGUUGUAAAUCGAAGAAAGAAAAUUCAGAUCAACCAAGAAGAAGAGAGAUUAAAGAAUGAGAGAACUGUGUUUGUUGGGAAUCUGCCUGUCACCUGUAAUAAGAAGAAGCUGAAGUCAUUUUUUAAAGAGUAUGGGCAGAUAGAAUCUGUACGAUUUCGUUCUCUGAUUCCAGCAGAGGGAACUUUGUCCAAAAAGUUGGCGGCAAUAAAUCGUGUCCGACUCUUGGCGAUCCCAUGGACUGCAGCCCGCCAGCCUCCUCUGUCCACGGGAUUCUCCAGGCGUAAAAUUCAUCCCGAUCAGAAAAAUAUUAAUGCUUAUGUUGUGUUUAAGGAUGAGAGUGCUGCUACAAAAGCACUGGAAAGAAAUGGGGCCCAGUUUGCAGAAGGAUUUCGUGUUAGAGUGGAUCUUGCAACCGAGACCUCCUCCAGGGACAAGAGGUCCGUAUUUGUGGGGAAUCUCCCAUACAAAGUUGAAGAAUCUGCAGUUGAGAAGCACUUUUUGGCCUGUGGGAACGUUGUGGCUGUGAGGAUUGUGCGGGAUCAAGUUACUGGAGUCGGCAGAGGCUUUGGCUACGUGCUCUUUGAGAAUACAGAUGCUGUUCAUCUUGCUCUGAAAUUAAAUAAUUCUGAAUUGAUGGGAAGAAAACUUAGAGUCAUGCCUUCUGUCCAUAAAGAAAAGUUAAAACAAAAUUCAAGUCCUAGUUUGAAGAAUGUCAGUAAACCUAAGCGGGGACUUAACUGUGCUUCAAAAAGUGCACAAAAUUCUAAAGGUUUGUUUAUUGGAGAAAAAGCUGUUCUCAUGAAGAAGAAGAAAAAAGGACAGAAGAAAAGUAGACACACUAAGACACAGAAAAAGCAGAAGUAACAACCCGAAGCUUUUUUUUUUCCUUCACUAACUACUGGUAAUAAAAUUGUGAUAAAUCCA
Dama dama (fallow deer) is the source of this 1499-nucleotide messenger RNA. It is a transcript of the gene RBM34, whose product is annotated as RNA binding motif protein 34. The coding region runs from base 84 to 1439 and encodes 451 amino acids. Lineage: Eukaryota; Metazoa; Chordata; Mammalia; Artiodactyla; Cervidae. Gene Ontology annotation, molecular function: RNA binding. The record is from RefSeq and is a predicted model, not a curated record. The transcript is spliced from 12 exons.